AUGACCAAAGUCGAUCAUUUCGUCGAGUUCAUUAAUCACCCAUACUUUUAUCAAGACGUGUCAUACGGAACUAAAUUCAGACAUAGUUUGACGCUACUCUGGUUUGCAGAUUUAAUGAAUGUAACCGAAGAAGUUACGAUUCAUAGACCCAACGUUUCGACACUCCUGUCUAGUGCCUUCAUCAGGGGUGAUCUAAACGUCGAUGAUGUUAUUUCUGCGGUAUCCGGAAAUGAAGCGGAGCGCCUCUUGUCGCAUUUGAAUUCAGUAGAGCCGUCGAUCCAAUUCACCCUUGAGCGUGAAAAGGAUAGACAUUUGCCCUUUCUUGAUUUAAAUGUGUCUAGAGGGGUUCAGGGUAAUUUAGAGACAAGUGUACACCGUAAACCUACUCACACCGACAAAUACCUCGCUUUCGAUUCUCACCACCCUAUUGGCCAUAAAAAAGUCUGUAGCCAAAACUUUACUUAGGAGGGCUGACUGUCUACCAUCUUCAUUCGAUUCGAAGGCUGAGGAGAGGAAAUAUGUUGCCAGUGUCCUAAAGGCAAAUGGCUAUACAAAAACUUUUCUCCGUAACUGCCAAAAACCAGUUACAAAUAGUGACGCUCUUGAUGAAAGGGAACCAGUGACUGGUUUUGCUGUUAUUCCUUACAUACAGGGUGUUACGGAACCCAUCAAGAGAAUUUUGAAUAGCCACAACGUUAAAGUUGCUCAAAAACCUUUUCAGACUUUGGGGCAUAUUUUCGCCAAACCUAAGGAUCCUGUCACGAAAGAACAACGAACCGACGCCAUUUAUUCUAUUCCUUGCAAUGACUGUGACAACGAAUACAUCGGAUAGACCAAACGUUAGUUUGGUACACGGUUAAAAGAGCACCAAAAAGCGGUUUUUCUUUGCAAAAAGGAAAAUUCAGCUUUAUCGGAGCAUACAUGCCUAACCAACCAUACAAUUGGGUGGGAUAAUUCUAAAAUUAUCACCACUAAUCGGCGUUACCAUCAGCGCCUUUGUUUGGAGGCUUGGCAUAUUAACUCCGCCCACGCUCCUUUAAAUCGUGACGAUGGCGGUUUGCUUCCUGACGCCUAUUUACACCUCGUCAGAAAAAAGGCAGCCAAUUAUUGAUCAUAUAAAAGGACCUCUUGUUGCAGCGUUUAGAUCACCCCUGAUGAAGGCACUAGACAGGAGUGUCGAAACGUUGGGUCUAUGAAUCGUAACGUCUUCGGUUACAUUCGUUAAAUCUGCAAACCAGAGUAGCGUCAAACUAUGUCUGAUUGUCCACCUGGUUGCCGUGGGAACUAAAUUCCUUAAGCUAGACAGUGGCGAAACCAUCGAGAUGCGGAACGUGGUGCGUACCGAGACGCGGUCUUCGAUGAUUAGCCAGUACAUACAGUUCUGUCAGGAGGAAAAGUUUGAACCUCUCAGUCGCACCACUUUAUUCAAGAUCCUAGAAGUCAGACAAGCCUCACAGAGAAAGUCGUUACAAGGCCUCGACAAUACUGCUGCCGAUGGCUCUGCUGGUUUCCAGAAAAUUGAAAUGAUUGUCGAUGAUCUAGAGAAAGGAGGAAUGAAUAGGCAAUGUUGCGAUGAGGUUAAGGAAAGGCUGAAGAGUGGAAAACGCUACCUAAAGACAAAUUAUCGCGUUCACUGCAAUACAGAGAAAGCUUUAUGUCCUGAUCAUUGCCGCAAGUUCGUUUUAAGUGACGAAGAAGAUCCCGACUUCCAGGGGAAAUGCUCCCAUCAACACACAGAAAACUGUAACGAGUGUCAAAAUCUGCGAAAUGUCUUAGAUGAAGUCGAAGACAAAGUUCGAGGUCCAUUUUGGAUCCCUUACGGCAGUGAACAUCGAGACGAUCUGCUAUACGACUUCAAACUGGCACAAACAGAUAUUUUUGAGUGUAAGGUUCACAUUGUUCGCUCUGUAAACCAGGAAGCAGCAAAGCAAGAUCAGCUGAAGACGAUAAGUACUAAUCUGAACUGUGCACUAGUAAGUUCCUCCAGCUUAAAUAUCGUGAGAAGCAGUCAGAUUGGUUUGGCAAGAGAGGAUUGA
Messenger RNA from Pocillopora meandrina, 2036 nucleotides. Lineage: Eukaryota; Metazoa; Cnidaria; Anthozoa; Scleractinia; Pocilloporidae. The record is from the annotation of a GenBank genome assembly.